This is a messenger RNA of Conger conger (European conger), 2465 nucleotides long. RefSeq names its product UTP--glucose-1-phosphate uridylyltransferase-like. NCBI's taxonomy places the organism in Eukaryota, Metazoa, Chordata, Actinopteri, Anguilliformes, Congridae. Gene Ontology annotation, molecular function: UTP:glucose-1-phosphate uridylyltransferase activity. Gene Ontology annotation, cellular component: cytoplasm. The transcript has 10 exons. The record is from RefSeq and is a predicted model, not a curated record. Gene Ontology annotation, biological process: UDP-alpha-D-glucose metabolic process; glycogen metabolic process. Bases 488 to 2014 code for a protein of 508 amino acids.
GUCUUCCAACUGGACCGAGGUGACAUGCAAUACACACGAAAUAUCCCUGCUACGGGGGCGUAUAUCUAACAGUUCAUUAACUAUUGCCGGGGAAGCUUUCAGUCGCCGGUUGGGACGUUUUUUUCCCCCUGGUGGACCGAAGUGGGAGGAGAGAAAAGAAGAUGUGGCUCAUUUAAAGGGGUAUAUAGUUAUGUGUAAAUUAAAUGGCAGAGGGGUUGAACCGGCCGAAUUGUUCGUAUCCUGUCGUUUUCUGUAUUGUCCGGCCAAGACGUUGUCAUUUGCGCGUAGCUGCUAAAUGCUGUUGGGCGAGGCUUAUUUAGACGGAUUAGCUGUAUGAUCAGAUUCGUAUUGGUUUUGUGCCAAUUUUUACAUUGAAAGCGACUGGUACCUAGGCUACAUCGGCGCGACUACAGGAAGAGUAUCCGUUUCAUUAUAAGAUCGCAUUCACAGAUCGUAGUCUACAUUAAAGAUACAACAAACAACCGAGAUGUCGCUGUUCGUGGAAGGCUUACGUCAGAGUGCGCCCAACAGCGGGAUGGCGGAGUUCCAGGAAGUGAUGCGACAGGAGCUGGAGGGCUCCAUGCACCGGGAGCUGGAGAAGCUGAUCGCCACGGGAACGGGGGCUGAGGCAGAGAUUUCCCGGAAGGACUUUGAGGGCUUUAAGAAGCUCUUCCACAGGUUCCUGCAGGUGAAGGGUCCCGCAGUGGACUGGGCCAAGAUCCACCGCCCCCCAGACGACUCGAUCCAGCCCUAUGAGAAGAUCAAGGCGCGGGGCCUCCCGGGCAGCGUGACGGAGAGCCUGAACCGGCUGGUGGUGGUGAAGCUGAACGGGGGCCUGGGGACCAGCAUGGGCUGCAAGGGCCCCAAGAGCCUGAUCAGCGUCCGCAACGAGAACACCUUCCUGGACCUGACCGUGCAGCAGAUAGAGCACUUGAAUAAGACCUACAACGCCGACGUGCCGCUGGUCCUCAUGAACUCCUUCAACACGGACGAGGACACCAAGAAGAUCCUGCAGAAGUACGCCCACCACCGCGUGAAGAUCCAUACCUUCAACCAGAGCAGGUACCCGAGGAUCAAUAAGGAGUCCCUCCUGCCCGUGGCGAAGGACCUGACCUCGUCGGGGGAGAACGGGGAGACGUGGUACCCGCCGGGCCACGGAGACAUCUACGCCAGCUUCCACAACUCGGGCCUGCUGGAACAGCUGAUCGCCGAGGGCAAGGAGUACAUCUUCGUCUCCAACAUCGACAACCUGGGCGCCACCGUGGACCUGCACAUCCUCAACCACCUCAUGAGCCAGCCCAACGGCAAGCGCUGCGAGUUCAUCAUGGAGGUCACCGACAAGACCCGGGCCGACGUCAAGGGCGGGACUCUGACGGAGUACGAUGGGAAGCUGAGGCUCCUGGAGAUCGCCCAGGUGCCCAAGGCCCACGUGGACGAGUUCAAGUCCGUCACCAAGUUCAAGAUCUUCAACACCAACAACCUGUGGAUCUCCCUGCCCGCCAUCAAGCGCCUGCAAGAGGGCAGCGGCAUCGACAUGGAGAUCAUCGUCAACCCCAAGACGCUGGACGGCGGCCUGAACGUGCUGCAGCUGGAGACGGCGGUCGGCGCGGCGAUAAAGAGCUUCGACCACGCCAUGGGCAUCAACGUCCCGCGGAGCCGCUUCCUGCCCGUGAAGACCUCCUCCGACCUGCUGCUGGUCAUGUCCAACCUCUACAGCCUGGAGGCCGGCUCCCUCACCAUGAGCAAGAGGAGGGAGUUCCCCACCACGCCGCACGUCAAGCUGGGCAGCUCCUUCACCAAGGUGCACGACUUCCUGACGAGGUUCGAGAGCAUCCCGGACAUGCUGGAGCUGGACCACCUGACCGUGUCCGGGGACGUCACCUUCGGCAAGCAGGUGUCCGUGAAGGGGACGGUGAUCAUCAUCGCCAAUCACGGAGACCGGAUCGACAUUCCGGCCGGAGCGCUGCUGGAGAACAAGAUCGUUUCGGGAAACCUGCGCAUCCUGGACCACUGAGGCCUCCAGGGUUAAAAAGAAAACCCCCCCCCAAAAAAACCCCAAAAAACCCCAAAAAAACCAGCGCGAUUUGGUCACGCGACUCGGGGGAGAAAUAGCUCAAGUGAUUAUGCACCUUGGACUGUUACACAACCGGGGGGAGUGGGAGAGGGAGAGGGGGAGAGGGAGAGAGGGAGAGCAGUCCAGUCCGACCUUUAGAUGUCUGUCCCGUCCACAUUACCCUCGUGGCCAGUCACCAUCCACACACAAGAAAACAGCAACAACAAAAAAAAACUACAUUUCCCACAAUUCACUGGCUGAGUGUGUAGUUGUUGAAUACUCACAGCUUUAAUGGAAUGAAACGGCGAACGAUCGUCCGGUCAGAGAAGCAAUACUGGCGGUCUGAACACUCUGAGCCUGUGUGUGUGUGUGCUUAGUCUCCGGACCUCCAAUAAAGUGCAAUAUUGAUCGA